Molecule: messenger RNA, 2118 nt
Organism: Asterias rubens (European starfish)
Lineage: Eukaryota; Metazoa; Echinodermata; Asteroidea; Forcipulatida; Asteriidae
Exons: 4
Coding region: 147-719 (190 amino acids)
Source: RefSeq, a predicted model, not a curated record
ACACGUCCCAUCCUUACGUUACGCAACUUUCGUGAUAGUGAUUAUACAAAUAUCUAUCUUUCAAUCUUGUGCCCACCCACCACGUGAAUCGCAACUGUUGUUAUACCAUCAUUAAGUAAUAACCACAGUCACAGACGAUAGGAAACAUGAAUUUAUCAAGAGACGUAACAACUGUUGCUUUAGUGGAGAAGGAAGAUCGACCCUUGGGUGUUCAGUUGGUCCACAAUGACAGAACUAAUGUUGCUGCUGAUCCUACUGACUUGGUUGAGUUAGCCAAGGUUGUACAGAAGGCCGAUGAAUUCACACGGGCGAACGCAGGAAACAAACUCUUGACGAUUGCUGAGCAGAUCCGCUACCUCCAGCAGCAAGCUCGGAAAGUCUUAGAAGAUGCUAAACGAGACAACAUGUUGCACCAUGCAGCGUGUAACAUCAAGAAACGACCAGGGCAAACGUACUACCUCUACAAAAGACAAUCUGGGCAGAACUACUUCUCAAUCCUAUCUCCUCAGGAUUGGGGUAAGAGUCGUCCUCAUGAGUAUCUAGGAUGCUAUCGUCUUGAGUAUGACAUGUCAUGGACUCCUGAGAAAGAUAUGGAGAGACGAGGACAAGAAAUUGCAAUUAUUGAUAAAGUCUUAACGUCUCAGGCUUGCUUGACGCAAAACCCUGAUCCAAACUUCAAUGGACUGCUGUUUAUCGAAGGAAACAAUGAAACCAAAUGAAAAUGUGGACGAUAGUAUUUUUGUGGCUGGUUUUUGUCCAGCUUGGGUAUUUAAUGUAAUGUCAAAUUAUUUUAUGGAAAAAUUGUUAAGGCCAAGUCACACUGAAGCAAUAACGAAAACGAUACGUAAAGAGAACCUCUUCUAUUGGUUGAAUGAGUGUGUGCGCAUUCUGCGCAGAGCAAUUCAACCAAUAGAAUGCGUUCUCUUUGCGUCAUGAUCGUUAGCGUUUUCAUUAUCGCUGUAGACUUGAUACUUCAUUCAUGUCGGGGUAUAGGCAGUUCUUCCUUAGUAAAAGUGCACCUGUAUGAGGCAAACUUAAAUUUCUGCUGGAACAUUUGAAGGGGCACCAAGGCGAUGGCCAGUGGCAUGGAUGCAAUUGUUUCCAUUGCCACCAUAAAGUAAGUAUCAGGCCUGUAAAUUGACUUAAGGUCCUGUUUGUUUUAUAAAUGACUCAGAGGUGAAACAUUAUUUUAAAAUUAAUUUGACGUGUUGGGAACAAAAAUGGUUAAAAAAAUUGUUUUUGGCAUCCAACUCCGAUGUGGUCGUCAAAGUUUUUUUUUACGUUAAAAUGAUAUUUGCCAUGGUACGAUGUUUGGCUGAUCAGACCUAUAACACGCUAUAAGAACUGCUUACCAAAAUUACUUUUUUUUCAAUUUGAUUAUUAAGUGCAUUCUUUUUUUUAACACUGUGUCAUUUGAGAAGUAAUUCAUAUUUUCUUUCUUUGACUCAGAAUAAUUUUACAGCUAUGACCACUAAUUUUAACCCACUCUGAUUUAAGGACCCAAAUAGUGUCACUGUAUCGUCAUGCAGCCUGUAAACACAAAAUUUAACUAAAAUCGGAAAGCGAUGCAUUUUCAUGUGGUUGCAGAAUAGAUCUGAAGAAUCUGUAUUACAUGUAAAUGAUGAGAAUGAUAAUGAGAGUAUUUUAUAAUGAGAUGGAAGGAUUUGAUUUUUAAACAAAUCGGGGCAUUUUAGACAGUUUUUUUUUCUCUGAAUGCUUACUAUCUUUACCAUGCUAAUAAUAAGUAGGUAUACAGAGGGAAAUAACACUGCUACUUUUAACUAAUGGGUUGAUAAAUUACUUAAAUCAUCAUCUGUAAUUUCGUUAAAAUGUAUUUCAUUCAAUAAAUGUUAAUGCAUAGGGAUAGAAUAUUCAUUUUGAAUUUUACCCAUAAAACCCACGCGGGUAGUGUGACCCUGCCUUAAAAUCGCAAAAGUCAUGGGUUCGAAUCCCACCCGAGUAAGCCUGUGAUUUUUUUCACAGAACUCGGCAAAGUACCGAGUAGACAGUGCUUAUAUGGGUCAAACCACAAUGAUUACUUCAUUCAGUUUUAAAUCUGUAAAAAAAACAAAAAAACUUUUGAAUUCUGUGAAUUGUAAAUAAACUUUGUUGAUUAUU